AAACUCUGCAUUACCGUAUCAGUCUGAACCAGAGUGUAGAGAAGAUGGAACGGCGCCAGGAGGACAAGAGGGCCAGAACAGAGGGUGGUGCCGUCACAUCAUCAGGACAGCAGGAGCCCGACCUUUGGGCCCGAACAGAGAGCAGCUGGUGGUGUUGCUGUAAUGCGUGUCAGCCCAUGAAGUCUGUAAGAGAGUGUUUUUGUUGCCACGAGUGGGACAUUUUGGAACCUCUGUUGGAAGAGUUAGAGCGAAGCAGGAAGGAAGCAGCAGAGCCGCCUGAGCCCGUGUGUGUGACCAGCCAUCCUGAUUUCAGUGCUCGUCUAAAUCCUGGCGUGUUGGGCAGGUUCUGUAGUUUUCCAAGGAUUAACUGGAAGAGGCGGCUGCUGCAGGAAGUUUCCAUGACUAAUGACCAGUACAGACUGGUGGCGUACCGUAUCACCCUGGACUGGUUUCUCAAAGGGAAAAGACUUGGCAGGGGCAAGAGAAGAGUGCUUCCCUCUUGUGUGGUGCUGGCCAUCAGGGCGAAAUAUCCCGCGACUCCCGCUACUUACUGUGGAUUCAAGGAUCGGGUCAAGGCCCAUUGCCUGCUGCAACCCUAAAAUUGAACCUGAGAACUGUUUACUAUGUUUAAAAUAUGACCUGAAUCACAGUUGGCUGCAUGUGAUCUUCUUCUUUAA
Thalassophryne amazonica is the source of this 677-nucleotide messenger RNA. RefSeq lists its product as uncharacterized. The transcript has 2 exons. Bases 45 to 599 code for a protein of 184 amino acids. The record is from RefSeq and is a predicted model, not a curated record. NCBI's taxonomy places the organism in Eukaryota, Metazoa, Chordata, Actinopteri, Batrachoidiformes, Batrachoididae.